AUGAACACUUUGGGCGGGCAUCAAGGUUCUACUGCACUGGGCUUUGAUCUUCCACUUGGCUCUAAGGUCUUGAAUAUCAACAACGCAUUGAUCUGCUUUGGCAGUUACUGCAUAGGCCUUCCCACCACUGGAGCAUCAAUCAUUCUCCCGUUCGAGAGUUUGUACACCGCGCCCAACGACUGCUGCCUGGGCGAGCCAUCAGUCGAAAAGAAUCGCGGGAUAUAA
Messenger RNA from Trichoderma gamsii, 225 nucleotides. RefSeq lists its product as hypothetical. The record is from RefSeq and is a predicted model, not a curated record. Lineage: Eukaryota; Fungi; Ascomycota; Sordariomycetes; Hypocreales; Hypocreaceae. The transcript has 2 exons. The coding region runs from base 1 to 225 and encodes 74 amino acids.